This is a messenger RNA of Sitodiplosis mosellana (orange wheat blossom midge), 4718 nucleotides long. RefSeq names its product importin-4-like. Gene Ontology annotation, molecular function: small GTPase binding; nuclear import signal receptor activity. Bases 1280 to 4495 code for a protein of 1071 amino acids. Gene Ontology annotation, cellular component: cytoplasm; nucleus. Gene Ontology annotation, biological process: protein import into nucleus. NCBI's taxonomy places the organism in Eukaryota, Metazoa, Arthropoda, Insecta, Diptera, Cecidomyiidae. The transcript has 9 exons. The record is from RefSeq and is a predicted model, not a curated record.
AACAAAUUAGUUUACGGCAGUGCACCGAAAGUUAAAAUAUUCUUUGGCCCAAAGCAAACAUUCGUCGGAGGUCAAAAAAGAUAGAAAAACAGAAUGAGUGCCAAUUCCUACUAAUGUUCAUCGAAAAUCAUUUAAAUACUGCAUAUCAACCGCUUCAGUUGUCAAUUCUCAAGCCAUUUUGCAAGUUAACAUAUCACAAAAAAAAAGAAAGAAAGACUAUUUUGUGUGCCCAAAAAUGUGGUCAAAUAAAGAGAGUAGUACGUUGAUUAUCAUCAUCGAAAAUCAAGUUUCAAGUGCAAUUCCAGUUACAUCAACGAACAACAAUCACGAGUUUACGGGCAAUUUACUUGACAUUGUCCGCGAUUGGAAUCUCAUCGCUAAUAAUCUGAAUCGAACCGUGUCUGAUUGCAAGAAACAAUGGCGUGAAUUGGUGCGUCAAUUUUUAUUUGCAACAAAUCGAGUUAACAUUGAUCAAAGUGACGCUUAUCGAAGUCCUGUCUACUCAAUUCAUUGGCGACACAUGGAACAAAUGAUGUUUCUUAUGCCAUACGCCGGCAAAUAUAAGCGAUAUGAAAAACCCGUUGAUUCGAUGGAAAUCGAAGAUACGGUCGAAGAAACAGUUAGUACCGAAGCGAAACAUUGUGAAUUUGAUAGAAUGACACCGCAACGCUUGAAAGAUGUCAUAAAAGAGAUAUUGAAAACCCGAUCAACACCAGCUUAUGCUCAAAAUCUAUUGAACAAUCUCAAGAGAUACUAUCACGAAGAAAAGUAUCUGGAUAAAAUCACAUACAUGAUCGAAUUGAAUACCGAUGGCUGGAGACAACAUGAUAAACUCAAAUUUUUUAAUUGGUACUACAAACAAUUGCAAAAAAUUGUAGCCAAACGAUAAUCACUGUCUCUGCUGGAGACCAUUCCACACACACACAGACACAAUCCAUAGGGUGGAAGCAUCAACAAAAUUCAAAUUGGCGCGCUGUUUAGUUCAGAAAAAAAUUAUGAAAUUACAUUGAUUUUCCUAUUUGAAUUGAGGGCGCUCGCGUCGCCACAGUUGUUUUCGGUCUUAGCUUCCACCCGAUGACACAAUCUCAAAAGAAGUAACAUUUUACAAGAAAUCUAGUACAACCGAAUUUAUUAACUGUUUUCUUUUUUCUAUUCAACUUGAAUUAAAUAAAGAUACAUUUUAAGAAGGAUAAAGCGAUUGCUGAACUUUUAUUUCAUUUAUUUGUUAUAUGCCAUGUUGCCUGACAGAAUUGUUAAUUGUUGAAGCUGUAACUAACAUAUGCGAUCUCUUCUUCUUUUUUUUCGUUUGACACAGGCGACAGCCGAUUUACAGGAAGCCUUCAAGCGGCCAGAAGCAAUCUCAGCUCUCUGUGAUGUCAUUGUGAGUUCACCAGAAGUGCAACAUCGGCAAUAUGCUGCCGUUUUGCUUACCAAACGGUUGGGCAAAUUGCGAAAUUGGCAACAAGUGCCAACUGAUCAUCAAGAAAUUAUGAAGCAGGGAAUGUUGAAUGCUUUGGUCAAUGAAAAAGAGAAGCCGGUUCGUAAUGCAAUCGCACAAUUUGUUGGAACGCUUAUCAAGCAUGAUUCGCAUUCGCCAGCUGGCACAUACACGUUGCAAGUGCUGAAAUUCGUGUUCGAUCACUGUGCAUCGGAAAAUGUUGCCCAACGUGAAGUUGGCACAUCAAUUUUUUCCACACUCACAGCAACCGCACCCGAUCAAUUUAUACCGCAUAUUGAUACCAUUUGCGAAAUGUUUACAUCGGCACUUUUGGCCGCUGAACAAUGUGAAAAUAUGGCAACACCGGUCAUUUCGAACGUUUUAUUAGGAAUGUGCAAUUUGGUGCCAUUCAUUUUGGGUCACAACAACGCCGAGGCCACAUACCAAAAAGCCAUUCCACACAUUGUCAAGGCAUUGGCCACAUUCGCUGUGCACGAUGCCGAUCAAUUCAUGAAAUCGUUCGAUGUGUUGGAAAAUCUUUGUGAUUACACACCAACUUUGUUGAACGGUAGCUUGAAGACACUCAUCGAUUUCUGUUUGGGAGUAUCGAACAAUGAACAAUUAGAGGAUUCGGUGCGUGUUCGUGCCGUGUCAUACAUCGGUUGGUUGGUGCGUUUGAAGAAGAAGGCGAUUAUCAAACAGAAAUUGGUCGAACCAAUCGUUCAAGUGGUAUUCAAAUUGAUGGCCACCGCACCAGAAGAGGGUGACGACGAAGAUGAAGAAGAAUACUUUGCCGAAGAAUCAUCACCAAAAACGUCAGCCACACAAACGAUGAACGAAUUAGCCUUACACAUUCCACCAGAGAAAUUGAUUCCACCAUUGUUGGCUUUGUUGGAGCCAGCACUUCAGGCAAACGAUCCAUUGUACAAGAAAGCCGCUUAUCUAUCGAUUGCUGUCAUUGCCGAAGGAUGCAGCGAAGCCAUUUGCAACAAAUACCUUCGUGUUCUUUUGGACUGUGUUAAAAAUGGCAUCUCCGAUCCAAAUCCAAUUGUUCGCAACGCUGCCUUCUUCUCAUUGGGCCAAUUUGCAGAGUUUUUGCAGCCAGAGAUCAGUAAAUAUGCGAAUGAAAUUUUGCCAAUCCUUUUCGAGUUCCUUCAAAGCCUUUGCAAUGAAAUUAGAAAUGGUCAACCUGAGCCAAAAUCAAUUGAACGUAUGUUCUAUGCGCUCGAAGUGUUCUGCGAAAAUUUAGAGGAUGAAAUUAUCCCACAUUUGCCAGCAUUGUUGGAACGUCUCUUUGAAACACUCAAUCCGGCCAACUCCGUGAAGCUGCGCGAUUUGGCAUUGGGAGCUGUGGGUGCGGUGGCACAAGCAGCAAAAAGCAACAUGUUACCAUAUUUCCCACAAUUGAUCGAAGGAUUGAAGGCUUAUUUGGUAAAAACUGAUAACGAAGACAUUUUAGAAUUGCGACCACGAGCCAUUGACACACUCGCAACCCUUGCCCGUACAAUUGGCAAAGAAAACUUUAUGCCAUUGGCCAAUGACACAAUGAACUUUGCCCUCACUCUCCUCUCCGAGGCCAACAACGAAGAGCCAGAGUUGAAGACGAGCUUGUACAACUUGUUGAGCGCAUUGUCUGAAGUUGUUAAUGCUGAGAUGGCACCAUUCCUACCGAAAAUUGUCGAAACAAUGCUUGACAGCGUGAAGAGUUCAGAAGGUUUGGUUCCACAGUUCAAAGGCGACAAAAAUGGCGAUGGAGAAACUGAUGAAGAAAUCGACCUCGAGCUGUCAGAUGAUGAAGAUGACGAAGACGAUGAAAAUCUUUUCUACAGCGUUGACAACGCUUACUGGGAUGAGAAAGAAGAAGCAAUCUUGGCAUUAAAAUUGUUGGCUGAAUACACUGGACCGGCUUUUGCUCAAUACUUGCAACCGUGCUUCGAAUCAAUUUACAAGCAAUUGGAUCACGUUAACAUCCGCAAGUCAGCAACUGAAGCAUUGGCUCAAUUCACGGUUUCAUUGUUCAAUUUGAAUAAUAUCGAUGGUGCCAAAAAUGCUGUGUCAAUCAUCGUUCCAAAGUUCGCCGAAGAAUUAAAGAACGAUGAAGACAUCCAUACAGCUAUGGCUGUGUUUGAGGCAUACAGCGUCAUCUUGAACACCAUGAAAAGUCAAGCUUUAUUCAAUGAGGACAUAAAAAAUCACAUUUUCAGCUGCAUUCAUGAUGUGCUUGCAUCGAAAGUGGCAUGCCAAUUCAACGAUAAUACUGGCGAUGAGGAAAAUGAUGAUAGCGAAUAUUUGGUUGCUCUACGUGAGUUGGCUGGUGAGGUGCUGCCAAAAUUGGGACAUUCACUUCAGCCACAAGAGUUUGAAAUGUACUUCAGUCGUGCCUUACCAUUGCUUUUGGAAAAAUUGGAAAAAUCCCGUAACAAUGAAGAUUUGAACAGUGAACGCAGUUUAGUAUACGGCACGUUGUCAGAAUGUUUCUCGGCUCUUCAACAAUGCACAGCCAAUUGGUUCGAUACUUUGUUACCACUUUAUUUGGCCGGCGUUCAAGAUGAAUACGAGGAAGCACGUCAGAACGCUGUCUUCGGUUUGGGUGAAUUGGUACUGUUCAGCGGAGAAAAGGCAUACGCACAAUUCCCACAAGUGUUGCAGGCAUUGUCACAGAUCGUUGCGGUUGAGAAAGAAGAAGGUGUACUUGACAAUAUUUGCGGUGCAUUGGCUCGUAUGAUCACGUCAAACAGUACACUGGUUCCUUUGGAUCAUGUGCUACCAGUUUUUGUACAGAAAAUUCCACUUCGCAAAGACUUCCACGAAAACAAAGCCGUCUUCAAAGCGUUCCACGUCCUGUUGGCUCAAGGUAGCGAAGCUUUCCUCAAAACAUUGGAUCGCGUCAUCGUGGUUGGCCUUCAUGUUCUUGGCGAAAACGAGUACAAAGAUGAUGAAACUCGAAACAUUUUGGCUGAUUUCCUACGGGAUAGCCGCCAACGAUACCCAGACAUUUUCAAUCAAAUUGUUGUCAAUAAUGCACAACAAGCUCAAUACGCCAGUCUCUUGAAUUAGUGGGAUUAAUUUUUAAAUUAUUUUGUUAACUGUUUACAAUUUUUUUUCAUUUCAAAAUUAUCCAAAACGUUUUUUCUUACUCCAUUUUUCACUUUAUUUUAUGCAACAUCACGACUCUGGUGGUCGCCUUUACUCAUUUUAAGUUAGAAAUGAUAAAAAAAAAUCAAAUUGAAAAACAUUUGGAAUGCAUACCAUUAAAUAAAGAAUUCAAUGCAAAUAAAAA